Sphenostylis stenocarpa is the source of this 492-nucleotide messenger RNA. The record is from the annotation of a GenBank genome assembly. Lineage: Eukaryota; Viridiplantae; Streptophyta; Magnoliopsida; Fabales; Fabaceae.
AUGGGGUUUUACAAGGUUUCAUUUUGUGUACUGUGUGUGUUAGGGUUGGUGAGUGUGGGCGAUGUAGCCUACGCUCAAGACUCAGCAGCAGACUACGUGGACGCACACAACGCUGCAAGGUCGCAGGUUGGUGUUGGAAACAUAGUUUGGGAUGACACAGUUGCUGCUUUUGCAGAGAACUAUGCAAACCAACGCAAAGGUGACUGCAACCUGGUCCACUCUGGUGGUGAUGGGAAAUAUGGGGAGAAUCUUGCUGGAAGCAGUGGUGACCUAAGUGGGAAAGAUGCAGUGAACUUGUGGGUGGAUGAGAAAUCAAAUUAUGACUACAACUCCAACUCUUGUGUUGGUGGGGAGUGUCUGCAUUACACUCAGGUUGUUUGGAGGAACUCUGUACGCCUUGGAUGUGCCAAAGUAAGAUGCGACAAUGGAGGCACUUUCAUCGGUUGCAACUAUGAUCCCCCUGGGAACUAUGUUGGCCAAAGACCUUACUAA